Molecule: messenger RNA, 4146 nt
Organism: Tribolium madens (black flour beetle)
Lineage: Eukaryota; Metazoa; Arthropoda; Insecta; Coleoptera; Tenebrionidae
Gene: TTLL1B
Product: probable tubulin polyglutamylase TTLL1
Exons: 5
Coding region: 1-1206 (401 amino acids)
Biological process (GO): microtubule cytoskeleton organization; protein polyglutamylation
Cellular component (GO): cilium
Molecular function (GO): tubulin binding; tubulin-glutamic acid ligase activity
Source: RefSeq, a predicted model, not a curated record
AUGCGGAUAACUUUUUGCACCGAUCUUGACAAAAGUGUCGUUGUGGCAAAUUGUGAAAAACGCGGGUGGAUACAAGUGGGCCCCGAAGAUGACUGGAAUAUUUACUGGGCGGGGACUCAGACUUGUAGGAGCUUGUUUAGUGUGGAUAGCGGCUAUCGGAUGCACGAUAAUCAACUAAUCAACCAUUUUCCGAACCAUUACGAAAUCUCCCGCAAAGAUUUGCUCGUGAAAAAUAUAAAGAGAUACCGUCGCGACUUGGAGAAAGAAGGCAAUGUUUUGGCCGAGCGCGGAGACUCCAAAUACCUCCACCUUGACUUCAUUCCAGUUACUUUCGUCCUCCCAGCCGACUACAACAUGUUCGUGGAGGAGUACCGAAAGGCGCCCCAGAGCACCUGGAUCAUGAAGCCUUGUGGCCGCUCCCAAGGCUCCGGCAUUUUCCUCAUCAACAAACUGUCGAAGCUGAAACGGUGGUCACGCGAGGCGAAGAGCCCCUUUCAGCAACAACUCACCAAAGAGAGUUACGUCAUAUCCAAAUACAUCGACAACCCUCUCCUCAUCGGGGGCAAAAAAUUCGACUUGCGUCUCUACGUCCUGGUCACGUCCUUCCGGCCCUUGAAGGCCUACCAAUUCCGGUUGGGUUUCUGCCGAUUUUGCACCGUCAAAUACGACUCGAGUGUGGCCGAGCUCGACAACAUGUACGUCCAUUUGACUAAUGUGUCUGUGCAAAAACAUGGGGGUGAGUACAACUCGCUACACGGUGGCAAGUUGAGUGUCCAAAACUUGCGCCUCCACCUAGAAAGUACAAGAGGAAAACAAGUGACUGAGCGCCUUUUUGACCAAAUCAGUUGGCUGAUUAUUCACUCGUUGAAAGCCGUGGCUCCGGUUAUUGCCACCGACCGCCACUGUUUCGAAUGUUACGGCUACGACAUCAUCAUUGAUAACAAACUAAAACCAUGGCUUAUCGAAGUCAAUGCGUCCCCAUCGCUGACUUCAACCACCGCAAAUGACCGGAUUUUGAAACACAAACUCAUGGAUAAUAUCUUCUCGAUUGUGGUGCCUCCAUCAGGGCUGCCCGACGUCCGGUGGAACAAAAUCCCCAGUCAAGAGGCCUUAGGCGACUUCGAGUUGCUCAUCGACGAAGACCUGAUCAACCUUCACGAAACUGAGAAUAACAGUUACUUAUUAAAGAACAAUAGGUGGAAGUAAAGAUGUUUUUGUGUUAAAUAAAUAUACAUUUAUUAUAAAUUUUUAGGUUACACUUUUUAACAUUAACAUGAAUUUAAUAACAUAAAAAAGUAAGUGGUACGUUGUCAAUCAUUCUAUUUGGAUGAUUCGCAACGUAUACACUUACUUUACGUAUUAGAAUUGGGAUUGGUUAACAGACAUAGAUCAAAAUUACAACAACUAUUUUACACAGGGUGUCCGUGAUGAGAUUUUUUGGGUCAAUUACCAAAAAACUCUCACUUGGGACUUCCUGUGAGUCAGACUGGAGAGAUCACUGCUGGUUUGAGGCCCAAUUAGGCCAAGAAAGAAAAAACCACUUAAUGAAAACCCAAAUACAAACCUUCGAGACUAGUUGGUAGUAGAAAAAAACCGCCGAAAAUAUUUGAUUCUGUCCUAUUUCUAAGUUAAGUCUCUCCAGUGAAGAAAGGCACGUGAUAGAGUGACUUAUCUCAACUAAACUCGUCUAGACAGUGAUUGUAAUAAUUUGACACAGUUUUGAUUACCCCACAAAAAUCGGCUCGUUUGGCACGACACAGAAAGCUAAAUCCCAUUUGAAACGAGACAAGACUUACAAGCUAGAAAAGCACACAUUUUGGCUCCUACAUCCCGUCGGGUUUGGGGAUGUUGGUGUCGUAGGCUCUGAUGACGGCCGUUUGGGACACGGCGCCGCCUUCUUCUUGCGAAAACGCAAAUCCAUCUAGUGAAAACAGAGAUUAGGUUUGGGGCGAAGCUAGUGCGGGGGUAGAUUAAUGCGAGUGAGUUAGAAGCCGCGUGAAGGUGAUACUCACGUGACAGCUCGACUUCGAGGUCGAUCCUGGGGGUGCGUCUCGAAAACACGUUCUUCAGCAAACGGGCAGUCUCGGAAAGUCUGGAACCAUUUCAACUAACGCUUCUGGCCUACUUACAGCGACUGCAUGCUAAUGUUAGUGGAAGCGAGUGCGGUUACGUGCUCAACGAUCUAACACACAUGCGAGGUACUUACAUAUCGCGAUUUGCUCCAGUGCAUGCAUUGUUCUUGCAACAGACAACCAAUUAAUCAAUGGCGCAUAAAAACACAACAAAUUAAUAACACAUUUAUUUCAAGUUUUUACAACAAAAAUGUCUAGUAUCAAAAAUAAAAUCCAUUGUGCGCUUUAUGUACGUCUCUUUUUUUGAACAAUUCCAAACUAGUUAAUUCUUGGAUGAAGUUAGAUGAUCCAUGCAUGAAUUAUGCUUGAAGGGGUUCACCCGGAGUCACAGAGUUCGGUUUCCAUCUGACACCAGUAACCGUUCUGCCAUAAAAAGAAAACUAUUUCUAACUAAUUACCCAAUUAGAUCACACCACAAAACAGUUGUAAUUGUUCAAAAAAAAAACCCAAGUGCUUAGCGUGCACAAAAGAACAACAAAAGGAAACAAACCCGCGAGAAGAUGGCAACACGUGCAGAGUAAAGCCCUCUAGAUACUUACGAAUUUUUUGGCUCGCCCCGGUAUACGUCAGUUCCGGUUUUCCGGAUUUCGCCUUCCCGAACUGCGUCGGUUAGUGACUUGAAAAUUGUUCCUUGGACACUGGAAAAAAUUAUUAUGUAGCUCGGGAGAUGACAAAUUGGGACAGGUUUACAUGGGACAAGGACACCACUUCUUGGACUUGAAAACGGAGUAAGGGCAACUACAAAGGGUCAUCUAACACCACAAAUAUCACAAUUUUCGUACUUACACUUUUACAAGAAAGUCCGGAAUGAUGGCAAUUAUCGGUAUGAGGAACAUCCCUAACCAAAAUACGGCAGUGCUGAAUAACAUUAAGUACAUCCCUGCCAUAACACUCCCAAAUGGUAUAGUCGGCCAAAACAAACUAUAUAUUACGACAAAAAGAAACCAGAGUAGGAUCGACCCCCAGAUGGCGCAAUGUGUCAACCAAGUCCACGAAUUCGUAACCAAACCGGCUUUCAAACACACGGUUAUAACCACAUACUACAAAAACCAAUUAACUGUUGUCAAGCUAGCUCGAAGUGACUUACAGUGUAAACAAUGUUGCCCACGACUAGAUAGCCCCCAUCUUGCCCCGACAUCCAUAAAAUAUCAUGGUUGCAAACCAAUAACGGUAACCAAAACAAGAUCGCUGAAUGUAUCAUCCCAUUAACCACCCACAACCAGAAAACUUUAACGUUGAAAAGUUGGCCAUUCUGCGACGGUUUGUACAAUUUCGGAUGCGUCAUCAUAACUUCAUCGCUACACGCCUUAUCAAACAGCCCCAUCGCCAACGGGGGCAAAGCCGUAAACAGAACAUUAUACAACCCGAUUGACCACCGUUCGAACAAAAUCUGCCCAGACCAGCCGGAAUAAAUCGCAAACCAUAACUCGAUCACAUAUAAACAAAUAUUUUUAUAGAAACUGUACAAAAUCAACUUGCACAUUCGCGAGUAAUUCCACGCGCCGUGCACUAAUAACAAACGUAACAAAAACCGAAAUUGUGCUAUACUGUAAUCGGAGGCGCAAGCGGCUUGGAGCCCCUCCGCCCCCGAUAUGCCCACCCCCACGUGUGCUUUCUGGAUCAUGGCCACGUCGUUCGCCCCAUCGCCGAUAGCGAGAGUAACCGUUUUCGUGAAUUUAGUAACGUAUUCAACGACUUCCGCUUUUUGCAUCGGAGACACUCGACAACAAAUCACCACUUUGCAUGAGAUGCAGAGCUGGAGGAAGUCGGUGCGUAGCUCGCAACUGAGGGCGUAUUUCAGGGUCUUCCCGUCGAUUAUGAGCGCGAUUUCGUUUUGUCGCUGGAGGUUCUCGCCCAGUUCGGCGUUGUGCCGCAAAAUCGACUCACGAGUGCUCUAGAAAAAAUAAGAGGAAUUCCAUGCCAAAAAGAUCACUUUUAAUCUCAUUGUUUCCGAUUUUCGUAAAUUUCAGAUUCACCGUGAUUUUUUAUGUUUUAAAAAUAAAUGUCAAGUUAU